Molecule: messenger RNA, 827 nt
Organism: Corylus avellana
Lineage: Eukaryota; Viridiplantae; Streptophyta; Magnoliopsida; Fagales; Betulaceae
Product: ABC family ABC transporter, putative (DUF3511)
Source: RefSeq, a predicted model, not a curated record
GAGAGAGAGAAAAAGAAACUACAUUAAACUAACCAACCGCAGAGCAAGAUCAUCCAUUGUCAGACCCCACGGUCCAAUAAUUCUCAUUCUCUCUGCUUCUAAAAUCUGAAGUCCAGAAAAACCAACCACUGAAUCUCUCUGCCACAAUCCCAAUGGAGGACUACAACAGAGCAAGGCAAUAUGGGGAUGGGUCGAUGCAGAUGGAGAGCUAUUAUGGGCCACCGCCGCCUAGACCAGCCAACUCCUAUGACCUCAGGUCCUACAGCUCCUCCUAUCCACAGACCCAGGUGGGCAGCAACAGGGACUUGAAGCUGAAGAAAGGGAAGAGCGCUUGUGGGUCGUCUUCAAAGUCUUGGGCUUUUAGUGACCCUGAGUUCCAGAGGAAGAAGAGGGUUGCCAGCUAUAAGAUGUACUCUGUGGAGGGUAAAAUGAAAGGAUCCUUGAGGAGGAGCUUCAGGUGGCUUAAAGACAAGUACACCCAGGUGCUUUAUGGAUGGUGGUGACUGGUGAUUCUGCCUCUAUUCAUACUUUCUUCUUUCUUCUUGUAUGUUGGAAGUUCUGUUUCACAUUCUCAAAUUUUGUUGUCAUCAACAGAAUUUCUAAAUUUGUGGGUUUGUGAUUAUAAAUUCAUAAGUCGCUUUGGCCAAUUGACUAAAUAGUGAAUAUGAUAAUGGGCUCCUGGAGGCUGAAGAGCUUCUCUCAGGGCUCAAAUUUAUUUGUGUAACUGUUAAUGCUGGAGUGAACAAAAGCUAUUUAUGUCUUUUGAGAUUGCCUGAUAUUGAUGAGCCACCUUUCUGGACCCUCAGAAAGGGGGCUGCUUUCACCUA